Pseudophryne corroboree (corroboree frog) is the source of this 3687-nucleotide messenger RNA. RefSeq names its product N-deacetylase and N-sulfotransferase 1 (gene NDST1). The transcript has 16 exons. Gene Ontology annotation, molecular function: deacetylase activity; heparan sulfate N-sulfotransferase activity. The record is from RefSeq and is a predicted model, not a curated record. Lineage: Eukaryota; Metazoa; Chordata; Amphibia; Anura; Myobatrachidae. The coding region runs from base 685 to 3372 and encodes 895 amino acids. Gene Ontology annotation, cellular component: Golgi apparatus.
AAGCCCGGUUACGGGUGAAAUGCGUCUUCCCAUUCCUCCUUUCGACUGCCGUCCUCGGUGUUUCCGUUGCCCGACAUACCUUCAAACCCAGCAUCUCCGCUCCCGGCGUCACACACCCAUUGCUGUCCGACGCCUCCUCGGCUCCGUUUGCAGGUGACCUCUUCCUGGACUGACUUCCUUUCCUCACGGGACUCCGGCGCCCGUCCGGGCUCACGGACAAUACUACAGACGCCUGCAAACAAGCUCGUCAGGGCCUGCACCUUGCCGGGCGACCACGCACGGCCCUGCAUGGACAGUGUCUCAGUGUCCGAGGCAACUUCACCGUACCCACGGACCGGUUACCACGGGAAAUAUAACUGCUUUUUACCGGUCAGCAGCUCUUACACCUUGCCACGUACAUGAAUGUCCCCGAUAUCCCAUACCAUUGCAGUCCUGAUUCCACAAAUGAUGUAUGACGGCUACCUACACCUAGACCUCCCUCCGGCACUUCAUCUCUCCAACGCUGCCGGAGAACGUUUCCCAAGACUAGCCUCCCGCACCCGAUUCAUCCUAGGAUUGGACUUUCGAUGGACAUGCCAUGGUGACAUGAACAGGAUGAGUUAAGGGUACUUACAACAUAACCAAGGUGUGUGGGCUUGUGUUUGUGAGUGCUUGUACCGCUCCUCCCAGGAAGGUGCAAGGACCAUGAGCUUGUCCCUGAAGUCACGCAGGUUCGGGAGGCCAGUAAGCCCACAGCUGGUUCUCUUGCUCCUCUUUGCCUUUUGUCUUCUGAGUGUCUUCAUCUCGGCUUAUUACCUGUAUGGCUUGAAAAGGGGACUGGAGCCUUCCGGGAGUGAUGGGCAAUCCCUGGACUGUGAUGAGCCCAAGAUUAGUCCUUCACGCUUGCUCCCGCUGAAGCCUAUGAGACCGGUGGACUCUUCCCGCACUGACCCACUGGUGCUAGUCUUUGUAGAGAGCCUCUACUCCCAGCUUGGGCAGGAAAUAGUGGCUAUAUUGGAGUCGAGCCGUUUCAAAUACCGGACAGAGAUCGCUCCAGGCAAAGGUGAUAUGCCUACUCUCACCGAUAAGGACAGAGGGAGAUUUGCACUCAUUGUCUAUGAAAACAUUCUGAAAUAUGUUAACUUGGACGCGUGGAAUAGAGAGUUGCUGGACAAGUACUGCUUGGAGUACGGUGUGGGGAUCAUUGGCUUCUUCAAGGCCAACGAGAACAGUCUGCUGAGCGCUCAGCUCAAAGGAUUCCCCCUUUUCCUCCACUCCAAUCUAGGACUCAAAGACUGCAGCAUCAGUCCUAAAUCCCCCCUUCUGUACAUCACCAAACCAAACCAGGUGGAAAAGGGUGAUCUACCGGGUGAAGACUGGACGGUCUUCCAGUCCAACCAUUCCACCUAUGAGCCAGUUCUCCUUGCCAAGACCAAGUCAGCAGAGACUAUACCUCACCUCAGCGUGGACGCGGCACUGCACACCACUGUGGUACAGGAUCUGGGCCUACACGAUGGCAUCCCGAGGGUCCUUUUUGGCAACAACCUGAACUUUUGGCUUCACAAGCUAGUGUUUGUGGACGCUGUGUCCUUCCUGACCGGGAAGCGGCUGUCCCUUCCGCUCAAUCGCUAUGUGCUCGUGGACAUCGACGAUAUAUUUGUUGGCAAGGAGGGGACUCGCAUGAAAGUAGAAGAUGUGAAGGCACUGUUUGACACCCAGAACGAGUUGAGAGCGCACAUCCCUAAUUUCACCUUUAACCUCGGCUUUUCUGGAAAGUUCUUCCACACAGGUACGGACGCGGAGGACGAAGGAGAUGACCUCUUGCUUUCUUACGUCAAGCAGUUCUGGUGGUUCCCCCAUAUGUGGAGUCACAUGCAGCCUCACCUGUUCCACAACCAGUCCGUGCUGGCCGAGCAGAUGGCCCUGAAUCGGAAGUUUGCUAUGGAGCAUGGUAUACCUACAGAUAUGGGGUAUGCUGUGGCCCCUCACCACUCUGGAGUUUAUCCCAUCCAUGUGCAACUCUACGAAGCGUGGAAGCAAAUUUGGGGGAUAAAGAUUACAAGCACUGAGGAGUACCCCCACCUGAAACCUGCACGCUUCCGAAGAGGAUUCAUCCAUAGUGGAAUUAUGGUCCUUCCUCGGCAGACCUGCGGCCUCUUCACGCACACCAUAUUCUAUAACGAGUAUCCCGGGGGUCCUGUGGAACUGGACAAAAUUAUUAAUGGCGGCGAGCUUUUUCUCACAGUACUUCUAAACCCAAUCAGCAUUUUCAUGACCCACUUAUCGAACUACGGCAACGAUCGUCUGGGACUGUACACUUUCAAGCACUUAGUGCAGUUUCUCAACGCCUGGACGAACCUCAAGCUGCAGACUCUGCCCCCUGUGCAGCUGGCCCACAAAUAUUUCCAGAUCUUCCCAGAGGAGAAGGACCCCUUGUGGCAGGAUCCAUGUGAGGAUAAGCGUCACAAAGACAUUUGGUCUAAGGAGAAAACCUGUGACCGAUUCCCCAAGCUGCUUAUAAUCGGACCUCAGAAAACAGGAACCACUGCGUUGUACCUCUUCCUAGGGAUGCACCCAGACCUGAGCAGCAAUUUCCCAAGCUCUGAGACCUUCGAGGAGAUCCAGUUCUUCAAUGGCCAAAACUACCACAAAGGGAUCGACUGGUACAUGGAGUAUUUCCCUAUUCCCUCCAACACCACCUCAGACUUUUACUUUGAGAAGAGCGCUAAUUACUUUGAUUCAGAAGUAGUUCCCCAGCGAGUGGCUGCGCUUCUGCCCAAAGCCAAACUCAUUACCAUUCUCAUUAACCCCGCCGACCGCGCUUUCUCCUGGUACCAGCACCAGAGAGCCCAUGAUGAUCCUGUGGCUCUGAAAUACACUUUCCAAGAAGUCAUAACAGCCGGGCCUGAAACCUCUCCAAAGUUAAGAGCCCUACAGAACAGGUGCCUUGUCCCAGGAUGGUAUUCCACGCACAUCGAACGCUGGCUGAACCACUUUCACGCUAACCAGAUGCUGGUUUUAGAUGGCAAGUUAUUGCGCACUGAGCCUGCCAACGUAAUGGAAUCUGUGCAGAAGUUCUUAGGAGUCGGGAAUGUUAUGGACUACCAUAAAACUCUGGCUGUUUGGAAGGAAUUUGGGCAAAUAAACUGGCAGAAUCCAAGGCUCUGCUGUUUCGAUGCCAAGAAAGGAUUUUGGUGCCAACUUCAGGAUGGUGGGAAGACUAAAUGCCUGGGGAAGAGCAAAGGGAGAAAAUACCCGGACAUGGAUUUGGAUUCCCGAUCUUUCUUGACAGACUAUUAUAGGGACCAUAACGUCGAGCUCUCCAAGCUUCUGUACAAGAUGGGCCAAACGCUACCCACCUGGCUUAGAGAGGAGCUGCAGAAUACCAGGUAGCUGUUGGUCGCUGCUUUUGGGAAGAGGAGAAGGUCUUAAGAGGUUUCCAGUUUUGACCAAGUAGAGGUGGCAUCGAGGAGCUACGGCCUACCCACUUGGCAAGUGAUGUUCGGUCACUUCGAUGGAAAGACUCCCCACGAUAAAUACAUCUAAAGGCCCCUUUACUCCUGAAGGCAUCUCACAGUCAUUUAUGUGCAUCCAGAAUGGCCUGUUUUAGAGGCCUGGUUUAUUUUGCGUAGGAUUCGCUGCAGGGUCUUGUGCAUUUGUCUGACUGUUGUACUUGGACUAAACCACUUAUAAAGUAUUAUGAAAUAA